Molecule: messenger RNA, 538 nt
Organism: Rhinolophus ferrumequinum (greater horseshoe bat)
Lineage: Eukaryota; Metazoa; Chordata; Mammalia; Chiroptera; Rhinolophidae
Gene: NDUFS6
Product: NADH:ubiquinone oxidoreductase subunit S6
Exons: 4
Coding region: 50-427 (125 amino acids)
Biological process (GO): mitochondrial electron transport, NADH to ubiquinone
Source: RefSeq, a predicted model, not a curated record
GCGUCGGCGCUGGCGCGUCGACGCGCCAGGUCAAGGGUCAGUCCGCAAGAUGGCGGCGGCAGUGACCUUCUGCCGGCUGCUGUGCAGGAGCGGCGGCGCGGCGGCGCUGAGCCUUCCGCCGGGUGCCAGGUGUUUCGGGGUGCGGACCUCGCCGACCGGGGAGAAGGUGACGCACACCGGCCAGGCUUAUGAUGGUAAAGACUACAGGAAAAUUCGAUUUGUAGGUCGUCAGAAAGAGGUGAAUGAGAACUUUGCCAUUGACCUGAUAGCCGAGCAGCCCGUGAGUGACGUGGGGAGCCGCGUGAUAGCGUGUGACGGCGGCGGGGGGGCGCUGGGCCACCCGAAGGUCUACAUCAACUUGGACAAAGAAACGAAGACUGGGACGUGCGGUUACUGCGGCCUCCAGUUCCGACAGCAGCACCACUAGGCAGCCAGUGGCCUGGGCCUCGGCCGCGUCCUUUUACAUGUUAGUGUGAAACAGGCAGAUGCUCGCGCUGUGCAAGCGUGUCCUGGUGCCAAUAAAGCGUCUUCUCCAGGA